Molecule: messenger RNA, 376 nt
Organism: Tilletiaria anomala UBC 951
Lineage: Eukaryota; Fungi; Basidiomycota; Exobasidiomycetes; Georgefischeriales; Tilletiariaceae
Exons: 1
Coding region: 53-277 (74 amino acids)
Source: RefSeq, a predicted model, not a curated record
CACAGUCGACACGCAACCCGAGCUGACCCAUCGGCUUGCAUUUCACUAUCUAAUGCUCAGCCCACCACUGCAGCAGCCGGUGCCCGUGCGCGAAGACGGCACGGCGGAAGUUCCACCAGUCGAGACAAGUUUCCUGCGGAAGUAUUGGAUGUUCGUUUUGCCGAUCGUCAUCCUGCUCAUCCUUCCGAGCGAAGCGGUCGCCGGCGGUAGCGCAGAGCACGACUCGAGCUCGGAAAGUGCGCCCAAUGCAGCGCUUGCGGCUAGACAGAUCAAAUAGCCUGUAGAGUCGAGUAGCACUCUCCAAUGCGCGCCGUACUCUUGUGGCAAUCUCAGCAGAAGCGGCUGUCAGAAUGCAAAUGAUGAGGGUAUGUGGAAC